Marchantia polymorpha subsp. ruderalis is the source of this 3221-nucleotide messenger RNA. Lineage: Eukaryota; Viridiplantae; Streptophyta; Marchantiopsida; Marchantiales; Marchantiaceae. The record is from the annotation of a GenBank genome assembly.
AGAGAGACAGAGAGAGAGAGAGCAAGAAGCUCAAAAGGGAGAGACGAGGGAUCGAUAGGCGAGCAGCGGAGGGGAUUGGAGCUGAGCUCGAAAGGCGGAUUGGCGACGUCACAUUGCGAGCAGCGAGGGGAAGCUCUGCUGCCCAGGUCUCUCGUCGUUGCCGAGCACAGCUCUCGCGCUCUUCGAAGCGGUUACGCGAGGCGAGGAGAGGACGAGGAGAGGACGAGGAGGAUUCUGGAAGGGGGUGGGGGCCUUUUCUGUAAGAUAUUUAGGGUUUAGGAGAGGAAGAGUGCGAGGUUCGUGCGAGGCGAGGAGAGACGAGACGAGACGAGACGAGAUUCGAAGCAGCUCGAUUGAUUCAGAUCGAGUGUCUGGAGUCGGGUGCCCGAGGAGUUUGGGUGCUUCUGCUGUUGUUGUUACUGUCUGGAGGUGGGGGAAUCCGGUGGCCGCGGAUCUGAACCAGUCAACGUAAGGAGUACAUGGGUGUUGAAUCUUAGCGUGAGGUCGAGCUCCAGAGGCAUGAAGGGAGGGGGAAGGUGAAUUUAAGAUCACCAGGGGACUUUGUUCGUGUCAGUUGAAUUUAGCUCAGGUCGACGAACCCGGUCUUUGAAUUGGUGGGCAGGAGGAUUUUAGGUACUUGUGCGAGGAGGAUCAGGGUUUUGGGUUGUCAUGUCUAGGUAUUAGAUGGAAGGAUUGUAGUAUACGGUGGACAGAUGCCGAAGAUUGCAGCUUGUCUACAUCCAACCCGGAGGUUAUCAGAAGUUCGAUGCUCAUUGCCAAAAUGAGGAUCUGGAUUGGAGCAUUUGAUUAGUUGGUAUUGUGGUGCUGACCUUUUACGAGGAGAAAGAACGACGUCAAGCAUGUCAUCGCUUUUGGCAAAAUCAUGGAUGCUAUUGGGGCUGGGAAUAGCUGGGCUCAUAAUUAUAGGUCGGAGGCAGCGAGCUGCACUGGAGAAGGGUCAUGGGGCCUUUAUUCAGUACUUCGAGCUGCUGCCUCCUCCACCUCCACCACCGCCCAAAGCACCUCCUCCAUUGACCGGCUUGACAUUUGCCGUGAAAGACAUAUUUGAUAUCGAGGGAAUGGUCACAGGAUUUGGGAACCCUGACUGGCUCAAAACUCACGAGCCAGCGAUCAGGACUGCUCCCGCAGUCGAGCUUGUCUUACAAGCAGGUGCCAAAUGCAUCGGAAAGACCCACAUGGACGAGUUUGCGUACAGCAUCAACGGAGAGAACAAGCACUAUGGCACGCCUGUGAAUCCUGCCGCGCCCUCCAGAAUCCCUGGAGGUUCGUCCAGUGGCUCUGCCGUAGCUGUCGCUGCCGAUCUUGUGGAUUUCGCCCUUGGAACGGACACAGGUGGAAGUGUCAGGGCCCCAGCAGCAUUUUGUGGUAUCCUCGGAUUCCGUCCUUCUCAUGGUGUAAUACCCACGGAAGGGGUCACCCCUAUGGCCCAAAGUUUUGACACUGUUGGUUGGUUCGCCAAGGAUCCAGCUGUAUUGCGGCAAGUAGGGCACGUGCUCUUGCAGUUACCUUACAUGGAAGUCAGGCAGCCCCGGCGCGUUUUAAUUGCUGACGAUUGUUUCAAAAUGUCAUUGUUACCCCAAGAUCAGAUUCUGGGUUCUGUCCUCAAAGCGAUCCACAAGCUUCUUGGACGUCAAGUUGUGCAAAUGAUCAACGUUGGGGAUUACAUUGAAAGGAAUGUGUUGUCUAUCAAGAGCUUUCGUGGUGCCGAAAAUCUUACCGGUUCAACUUUGGAGGGUCUGCGAGAUGCCAUGCGGGCUCUGCAAAGGUGUGAGUUCAAAGAUAAUCACGGAGAAUGGAUAAACUCGGUACAACCAGAUAUCGGGUCUGACACGGCCGGGAGGAUCAAGGACGCCCUAGAGGCUAGUUCUGACCUGGUUUCGUUGAUUCACAAAAUAAGAGAACAGUCACGGCUUGCGAUGAACGAGUUGCUAAAGAAUGACACCAUCCUCGUGCUUCCUACUGUUCCUGAUUUGGCUCCCAGGUUGAACUCGAAAGAGUCUACGUUAGCUGAGUUCCGCUCAAAGGCUUUUACACUUCUUUGUAUUGGAGGGAUGUCAGGCUGUCCUCAGGUGAAUUUGCCUGUAGGAGAAGUGGAUGAUGUUCCUGUUGGAGUUUCGAUCAUGGCUAAACAUGGAGGAGAUCGUUUCCUUUUGGAUACGGUAGUGGCACUCUAUGCCAGCGUGCAGGAAGAAGCGAAAAUUGUUUUUUCCAAUAAGAAUACCCUUUCCGUUGGAAGCGGCAAAAACGAGGCCGCGGAAGCAGCGAAAGAGAGGGGCAAUGCGGCGUUCAAAGAACAGGACUAUCCCAAAGCUGUAACUCACUACACGGAAGCUAUUCGGCUGGAUGGUCAAAGCGCUACAUAUUACAGCAAUCGAGCUGCCGCAUAUCUUCAGAUGUGCAACUUUCCUCAGGCAGAAGCGGAUUGUACCAAGGCCAUCAGCUUAGACAAAAAGAAUGUGAAGGCUUUGCUAAGAAGAGGCACAGCUCGAGAGUUUCUUGGUUACUACAAGGAUGCGGAUGAAGAUUUUAGGCAAGCGCUUGUACUUGAGCCAACCAACAAGCAAGCGAUAGAGGCUGUGAAGAGAUUAAAGAAGCUAUUAUACGAGUAGAAUCCCGGAGGGAGGCCUUUAGGAUAUGAAGCCUUGUAAAAUGUUAACAUUGUUUUGCUUCUAAGGAUUGCAUAUCUAUAUAAUACCCCGUUGAAGUGGCCAGAUGAAAGUAGUGUGCAGGAUCUGUCUACUCCAAUUGUGUGAAAAGCAUGAAGUGGCCAUGUAGGGGUUUGUUUAAGAGUCAGACUCAAUUCCUCCUUCAGGUUGGGAUUUGAAUGUUGCCGCAUUUCUUAGUCUGACAAGGUCCAUGUUGUUAGGUGAUUUGAGUCUUUCCAUCUUGAUGGUAUAGUGAAGCCCAUUUUGAUACGCAUAUCACUGAUUCAGAGUAAGUAGGCUAGUAUCAGAGAUCACGGAUUAGGCAGACGGUAGAGCAGUUUAGGGAGAAAAGUGAAGGACAAUGGAGUAUGGUGAAGUGCUUCUGAAUGUCACAAGCAUGAUGAAUACUCGCGAAUGUCACCAGAACAGAGGAUGUCACAUUACUUCUGGGAUACACAUCCUAGGUAGGAAUAAAUUCCAAACCAUUGUGCAGUGCUUUGUGAGCCUUUUUUCUGACUGUAGGGCUUAAUAAAGUCUUGUUCAAGAUUUCUAACG